AUGAAGUACACUUUAGUUUCCGCUUUGAUUGUUGCCACAAACAUUUUUGUUGCACAUGCACAGGUAAACAACUCCUCAGACUCAUUGUACGUACACUUUUCCAACGACACAAGUUCAGACAUAAACGGAAAAUUCAAUACUACCAAUGAAGUAUCCAACAAAAGUGUUUCCCUACCUCUAGGAACUCAGCAGAUAGAGACAGCUAGUGCCGCAGUAUAUGACGUUGGUGGUUGGAACGGCUCCUUGUAUCGCUCAAAUAGAAGUGUAGUUGGUGCUCAUCAACCUAUAAUAAAGCAGGAUGCUGCCAUUUCUCAGAUUGAUGAUGGUCAAAUCCAAGCUACUGCCACUACACCUGCUACCACACCUGCCACCGCCACUGCUGACAUUCCGAGCAACAGCAGUUAUAUUUCUUCUUUUGAAGGUGCUGGUGGGAAGAUUGAACCCAAAAAUAUGGGUUGUAUGGUCGGUCUAGCAGCGCUUCUGUUUUUAUGA
Molecule: messenger RNA, 492 nt
Organism: Saccharomyces kudriavzevii IFO 1802
Lineage: Eukaryota; Fungi; Ascomycota; Saccharomycetes; Saccharomycetales; Saccharomycetaceae
Gene: ANS1
Product: Ans1p
Exons: 1
Coding region: 1-492 (163 amino acids)
Cellular component (GO): cell wall
Molecular function (GO): structural constituent of cell wall
Source: RefSeq, a predicted model, not a curated record